This is a messenger RNA of Halteromyces radiatus, 795 nucleotides long. RefSeq names its product WRB/Get1 family. Lineage: Eukaryota; Fungi; Mucoromycota; Mucoromycetes; Mucorales; Cunninghamellaceae. The record is from RefSeq and is a predicted model, not a curated record. Gene Ontology annotation, biological process: tail-anchored membrane protein insertion into ER membrane. The coding region runs from base 62 to 646 and encodes 194 amino acids. Gene Ontology annotation, cellular component: GET complex. The transcript is spliced from 5 exons.
CGUUUUUAUUUCUUUUUUGUUUCUUUUGUAUUUUUUCUUUUUCCCUUCCUGUAUCAAUAUUAUGUAUUUACCAACCGUUAUAUUCUUACUUGUACUUAUAACAGAAUCCAUCUUAUUCCUUGGUUAUUCUUAUGUCACAUCAGCAGCUCAUGAUUUGUAUUUGAAACUCUCCAAGGAUCCUCGUGUAGCAAAACAAGAAAAAUUAAAACGCGAUUUGUUAAAAAUGAAGAACGAAUUAGCUGCAACUAGUUCACAGGAUGAAUUUGCAAAAUGGGCAAAGAUGCGUCGAAGGUUAGAUAAAGGAAUGGCAGAUUUGGAAAAACUAAACUCUGAUAUCGCGUUUUCUAAGACUGGUUUUGAACUGAAAUUAAAGUCAAUUUUAUGGUUUCUUAUUCAUGGUUCUCAAGUACUUAUGGUUCUUUGGUUUAGAAAAACACCUGUAUUCUAUUUACCUCCUGGAUGGUUUGGACCUGCUCAACGAUUAUUAUGUUUACCUUUCUCACCGCUGGGUUCGGUGAGCGUUGCUGUUUGGUUUGCUGCCUGUCGUCGUAUGAUCAAAGCUGUUGCUCUCACUGCCAAUGAUUUUAUAUUUACAAAACAUUCUGAACCUACUAUCUCUCCCUCUCCAACUCAAUCUACUUCAUAGUAUACAUAGUUUUUGUUCCUUUCUUCUUCUCUUUAACUUAUUAAAAAAAAAUAAUAAUAAAAAAUGAGUCAGGCGGAACUCUAAUGCCGCUUUGGUCAUUCCGUUCCGUUUCUCCCGAAGAAAUAAAAAAUUACCUUUUCAUAUAUUUU